Erpetoichthys calabaricus (reedfish) is the source of this 1334-nucleotide messenger RNA. RefSeq names its product actin binding transcription modulator (gene abitram). Gene Ontology annotation, biological process: dendrite morphogenesis; regulation of actin filament polymerization; regulation of filopodium assembly. Gene Ontology annotation, molecular function: actin filament binding; actin monomer binding. The coding region runs from base 135 to 674 and encodes 179 amino acids. The transcript has 6 exons. NCBI's taxonomy places the organism in Eukaryota, Metazoa, Chordata, Cladistia, Polypteriformes, Polypteridae. Gene Ontology annotation, cellular component: filopodium tip; lamellipodium; dendrite. The record is from RefSeq and is a predicted model, not a curated record.
CGGCGGAUUUAUCAGGCGCACUAAUGGUACGUCUCAGUCAACAGUUCGCUCGGUAAAAGAGAUGGUAGCGCUAAUCGUGAAAGAUGCCUAAACUGUGAGUAUCCGAUGGAUUAAUCAUUUUCUCGCAGUCAGCAAUGGCGUCGGAGGCUUUACAAGAGACACCGUCAGUGAUUGAGCGCUAUUUCACCUGCUGGUAUAAAACAGAUUUGAAGAACAAAGCGUGUGAAGAUCAUUGUGUUCUUCAGCACUCUAACAGGAUUUGUGUCAUCACACUUGCUCCUUCUCACCCUGCUCUACAAAAAGAGAGAAGAAUUCAGAAUAUAGAUUACCAAAUCAGUGCUGGUUGCAGCAGACUACAAAACAAGGUGUCUGGAAAGUCCAAACGGGGAGGACAGUUUCUUACUGAAUUUGCUCCUUUGUGUAAAAUAACAUGCAGUGAUGGACUGGAAUUCACGGUGUAUAGUUGUAUUAGAGGCCGUCUUUUGGAAGUAAAUGAAGAGAUUUUGAAGAAUCCUGGCCUAUUACAAGAAAAGCCAUCCACAGAAGGUUACAUUGCAGUAGUUCUGCCAAAAUUUGAAGAAAGCAAAAGUGUCACCCAAGGACUGUUAACCCAAGCAGAAUAUGACGACAUUCUGUCACAACGAAGGAGGAUGAGCAGCCCUGAAUCGUGCUGAUGGUGGGACUGUGGAUCACAGGACUGUACUGGUGAAACUGGGCAGAAUGGGAGGUUUUAAUUCUGGGAAUUGAUGAUUGAUCAGCAUCUAUUUGAGAGAAUGCUUAGGAAGAGGUAGAAUAUGUAUUUUUUUUUUCAUUAGCAACUUUAUUAAAAAAUGGUGUACCGAUAUACUGUAUAUAUACACAAAUGUCUUACAUAUCCAUAACAAAUAGUUUAAUUGUCAAGAUAAUGUAAAAAUGCUUGAAAAAUAAAUAUGGCUGAUUUUUCUCUGCAGUACAGAAGAUCACCUUUGUUAAUAAUGUGCUGCUAAGUCAAGGAAGAGUUAUGGGGAAAAGUUUGUCAGAUUUGACUUCAGACUCGUUCUUACAAUAAUUUGUUUUUUAUUUCCUGACGCUUUUCAUCCAACAGAAAUACACAGUAUUUAUACAGUAGUUAGACUCACAAGGUUAAAAAACCCUAUGACAUUAGUACUAAAAGUCAAAAAGCAAACUUUAGCAUUUCAGGACAGCUUACGUAGUAUUUUAUUUAAACAGAAAAUAUCAAUCAAGGCUAACGUCUUCUGAAUACUACUCAAAACUUUAUUCUGUAUACACGGCCAUCAAAAGUGUGAAUUCUAAAAAGUUACAAAUAAAGUUUUUGUGAUUUUUGUUUCUUGUUA